Molecule: messenger RNA, 3437 nt
Organism: Artibeus jamaicensis (Jamaican fruit-eating bat)
Lineage: Eukaryota; Metazoa; Chordata; Mammalia; Chiroptera; Phyllostomidae
Gene: TBC1D24
Product: TBC1 domain family member 24
Exons: 7
Coding region: 3-1691 (562 amino acids)
Source: RefSeq, a predicted model, not a curated record
AUAUGGACUCCCAGGGGUACAACUGCUUUGUGGACAGAGACAAAAUGAACACUGCCAUCCAGGACCUGGGACCCAAGGAACUGAGCUGCACAGAGCUGCAAGAGCUGAAGCAGCUGGCACGCCAAGGUUAUUGGGCCCAAAGCCACACUCUGCGUGGGAAGGUGUACCAGCGCCUGAUCCGGGACAUUCCUUGCCGUACCGUCACGCCCGAUGCCAGUGUGUACAGUGACAUUGUGGGCAAGAUCGUGGGUAAGCACAGCAGCAGCAGCCUGCCCUUGCCUGAGUUUGUGGACAACACACAGGUGCCCAGCUACUGCCUAAACACACGGGGUGAGGGUGCUGUUCGGAAGAUUCUGCUGUGCAUUGCCAACCAGUUCCCUGACAUCUCCUUCUGCCCUGCCCUGCCUGCAGUCGUAGCCCUGCUGCUGCACUACAGCAUUGAUGAGGCUGAGUGCUUUGAAAAGGCCUGCCGCAUCUUGGCCUGCAAUGACCCCAGCAAGAAGCUGAUUGACCAGAGCUUUCUGGCCUUCGAGUCUUCCUGCAUGACAUUUGGAGACCUGGUGAACAAGUACUGCCAGGCAGCUCACAAGCUGAUGGUAGCUGUGUCAGAGGAUGUCCUGCAGGUCUACGCAGACUGGCAGCGCUGGCUAUUUGGGGAACUGCCCCUUAACUACUUUGCUCGUGUCUUUGAUGUCUUCCUGGUGGAAGGUUACAAGGUGUUGUACCGCGUUGCACUGGCAAUCCUGAAGUUCUUUCACAAGGUGAGAGCUGGGCAGCCGCUCGAGUCAGAUAAUGUGAAGCAAGACAUCCGUACCUUCGUCAAGGACAUUGCCAAGACAGUGUCCCCAGAAAAGCUGCUGGAGAAAGCAUUUGCCAUCCGCCUCUUCUCUCGGAAGGAGAUUCAGCUCCUGCAGAUGGCCAAUGAGAAAGCUCUAAAGCAGAAGGGCAUCACUGUCAAGCAGAAGAGUGUUUCACUUUCUAAAAGGCAGUUUGUGCACCUGGCUGUACAUGCGGAAAACUUCCACUCAGAGAUUGUCAGUGUGAAGGAGAUGAGAGACAUCUGGUCGUGGAUCCCUGAGCGGUUCGCCCUCUGUCAGCCCCUCCUGCUCUUCUCCUCACUGCAGCAUGGGUACAGCCUGAGCAGGUUGUAUUUCCAGUGCGAAGGACACGAGCCCACCCUCCUGCUCAUUAAGACCACACAAAAGGAGGUGUGUGGAGCUUACCUGUCAACAGACUGGAGUGAGAGAAAUAAGUUUGGAGGCAAACUGGGCUUCUUUGGGACCGGAGAAUGCUUUGUGUUUAGGUUGCAGCCAGAAGUCCAGCGCUAUGAAUGGGUGGUCAUCAAACACCCAGAGCUGACUAAGCCAGUGUCCUUGGAGGCCACUGCCACUUCGUCCCACCCCUCCCAGUCAUCCUUGUCCUCAUCCUCAAACCCUGCUGACCGCCUCUCACCGUUCCUGGCCACUCGGCACUUCAACCUGCCCUCCAAGACUGAGUCCAUGUUCAUGGCUGGGGGCAAUGACUGCCUCAUCAUAGGUGGAGGGGGCGGCCAGGCUCUCUAUAUCGACGGGGACCUGAACCGGGGCCGCACGGGCCACUGCGACACUUUCAACAACCAGCCCCUCUGCUGUGAGAACUUCCUCAUCGCUGCUGUGGAGGCCUGGGGCUUCCAGGACCCUGACACCCAGUGACAGGCCUGUGCUGAUGGGGACUGAGCUGCUGCUGUGGGAUGGGGUGGUGGGGCGGUGGCCGGGCCCUCUCUUCAGGGAGGAGUCAGUGAGUGAAGAUCUCACCACAUGCAUGGGCAGUGUUGGGGUACAGCAGGGGCUCUGAUGGUGGGCUGGGCAGGGUGCCAGGGCCUCAGCUGGCCAAGCCUAUUCCUCUGGACCCUGGUAGGGCCGCUUAGACUUGCCACUGCCUCCACCUUGGACUCAUGCCCUGGCUCUCUCUGGCCCAUGCUGUGCCCGAGGCUUGGGAGGGACUACUCUUACAGCCCCUGCAAAUUCCUUGGUAGUGGAGACAACUGGAACGCCAGCAGGAACCCCGCCAAAUGUGGGUGUAUAGCACCCCCUGCUGGCUUCUGUGCAGGCCCCUGCAGCCUCCUGCCUGGCUGGCUGCUCUAGCUCCCCAGUUGCAUUUUUUGUGCUGAGAAGAGACAGGUGCCCUGGGGACUAUUUCUUGGCAGGAGCGUCUGCCUGAGGACUCUAACCCAUGCUGGCCUCCAGGGGCUGCCUCUAGUACAGUUAACUACAAGGUGAAAGAGUUUGGGAAAAGCGGGACCUAUGCUGAACUAUGGGCUCCUCCCAAGGGAGGGCCAAGGGCCAGUGGGAUGAAGGGCUAGAGGGGACAUCAUAUGUCCUUGUGUUUCUGCACAGCCUGAAGCUUCUGCUGGGCCUCGUUGUGUAUUUACACCUGGAGAGGCCUCCCAGCAUGGCCAGGGGAGGGCCCUCUGACCUCAAACCAGCCGGCUCCAUUUCCAGGGGCCUGCCUGGAGAAGCCUGGGCCUACAGAGCCUUCUCCAAACCUCCUCCUCUCCAGCCAGCGCCUCCUUAGCUCUCCUACAGUCUUUGUGGUGGCCCCAUUUCUCCUUCAUGUCACUGCGAUGUCCUGGUUCCCUGGAUCACAUCCAGACUCUUCAGCGUGUUGUGUUUGUCUUAUCUAGUCCUACCCACCUCUGCUUCAUUGGGGCUCACAAGUUCACGUACUAGGUCUGCACUCUCCCUAGGUCCCUGCCCACAUGGCACUUUCACACAAGCCCCUUUGCAUCCCUCUCACAGCACUGUAGUCAGCUGCUUAGCAUGGUUUUUUUGUGCUGCCACCUCUUCCCUUCUGCCCUGUCCUCCCUAACUUUGCAGUGGACUCAUGCAUAGUAGGUGCCAAGUAAAGAUUAGGCGGGAAAAGCCCUCCUACCCUAUGACCUCCCUCAGCUGGUCCUGAAGGCCUGGGCACCCAGGAGGGAAGAGAGGAAAAGCAGGCACCCAAGUGGCUGUGCUGCGGCAGUCUGACCAAGGGUUACUGCCCUUCAGCCAGCCCCCUCAGUGUCCUUGCAUACCACACCCUACCCAGCUGCACACCCGGCUUGCUCUUCCUAUGGAGUAUUCGUCCUCUUUACAUCCACCUACUCAAAUCUCCUCUGAACCAGACUGCAGCGGGGCUGAAGAAAGGACCAGGAAACUUGCGCGGCUUUGGGCAAGCUGGUGAACCUAUCUGGAACUCAGUUUCCCCAACUGUAAAAUGGGGCCAGUCAUCCCCCUCUGCUGUCCCCCAGGACUGUUGAAAGGCUGUGAAGGAAAAAGGUGGUGGGCGGCGGUGUUCACCCACCAAAUAGCAUUGUUUACCCACCACCCAAGAUCAUUACAGCCAUCGCCACUCCCCUUUACUCUGAGCCCCUGCAGAUCUCACCUGUAUUUUGGUGUUCAUUAAACAUGGUCUUAUUA